Sus scrofa (pig) is the source of this 1645-nucleotide messenger RNA. Its product is annotated as myeloid-associated differentiation marker-like. Lineage: Eukaryota; Metazoa; Chordata; Mammalia; Artiodactyla; Suidae. The record is from RefSeq and is a predicted model, not a curated record. Gene Ontology annotation, cellular component: cell-cell junction; plasma membrane.
CCCACAUGUCUGGGCCAUUGGUUCAAACUCUACAGAUCCUGAGCCUCAGCCGCCACAGGCCCCUGAGCCUUUUCCAGGCAUCUGAUCCAAUCCACCUCCAGAGGCAGACCCUGCUCUUGUGGGUCUUCAGCAAAGACCACUGCCAUGCUUGCGACCAGUACAGCCACCACAUCCACCAAGGCCUUCACGUUCUCGCCCUCAGACUUUUGCUCCUGGACCUUCAUGAGGUACUUCCUCCGCCUCCUGCAGCUGCUCUCCACCUGUGUGGCCUUCUCCCUGGUGGCCAGCAUGGGCACUUGGAUGGGGGCCGUAAGUAACUGGUCCAUGUUCAUCUGGUGCUUCUGCUCCACCAUGACCAUCUUCAUCCUCAUAGUUGAAUUAUGUGGGCUCCAGUCUCACUUCCCCUUCUCCUGGUUCAACUUUCUCAUCAUCUACACCUGCUAUGCUGCCCUCUUCUGCAUCUCGGCCUCCAUCAUUUACCUCACCUCUUACAUCUGGUUCUUCCCUCCUGGCCGCUCCCAGGAUCAUGCUAUUGCAGCCACUGCAUUCUCCUGCAUCGCUUCACUGGCUUAUGCCAUGGAAGUGGCCUGGGCCUGGACCUGGAUCUGGCUGGGUUUAAUCACCGGCUACAUGGCCACGGUGCCAGGCCUGUUCAAGGGGCUGGAGAUUUUCAUGGCCUGUGUCAUCUUCGCCUUCAUCAGCAGCCCCCUCCUGUACCAGCACCAGCCGGCCCUGGUGUGGUGCGUGGCCGUGUAUGCCAUCUGUUUCCUUCUGGCUGUCACGGCCCUCCUGCUGAACUGGUGUAACUGGGACAACAGCCUGCCGAUCCCCUUCCCCAUUUUCCAGCUGGGGCUCACCCUGCUCUCCGUCCUCCUCUACACCAGCGCACUGGUGCUCUGGCCUCUCUACCAGUUUGAUGAGAAGGUGGACAGCCAGCCCCAGAAGUCUAGGGAUAUGAGCUGCAGUGAAGGGCUCACCUACUACUUGUGCACCUGGGACCAAAGACUGGCUGUGGCCAUCCUGACAGCCACCAACCUGCUGCUCUAUGUGGUUGACCUGGUGUCCUUGACCUGCAUGGUUUUUGGAGGAACUAAAGAUCAGCCCAGGGGCUCCUGAUUCUCUCUUCUUUCCAAGUUCUGAUGUCCUGGACCCCUUGUUAGUGAACUCAUGUUUGGCUGCCUAGUGCACAAGAAUCCAGUGCUAAAAGACAAGUCUGGGUUAAAAAUAAAGUUUUAUAUUGAGGAAGCUGCUAAUCCUGGGGAGAAAGUGGACUCAUCUCCAGAAGAAACCACUUUCAACUCCUCAGUUUAUGUAGGGAAAAGAGGAAGUGUAUGUGCUGGGGAGGGGGCAGUUUCUAUUUUCUGAUGAUAUCUUGAUCUCAUGGUUCCAAGCUGCUGGCAGGUCUAGCUUGUGGUUGGAACAUUGUCUGAGCCAUAAACCUCUAGGCAGCCAGUCCUUCUGAUUCCAACCAGUCUGGGGUCUAUGUGCUCGUGGGCAGCAUACAGUUAAUUUCUUCCUUCUGGUGGGAGUUUCAGAAUCUGCAAAAUAGCUCAAAGGGCUUGGUCAGCAUAUUAUCUAUAGCCCUUGAGAUCCUUGACUUUGUUUAAUGGCUGAACUAUUGUUUUAUCUUGUUUUACUAUUUUUC